AUGCUAGUCCGGGUGUACUAUGCUCUGACUUCCCGAAAAUGCCGACGAGCUGUGCUGCCGGUGUACCCGUGCAGAAUCCUUUGCUUGCUUCUCGCAUGCCCAGCCGUGUUCUUGGCUUGGCAACUGUGGCCAGCUGCUUUUCCACUGCAAGAUGCUGAUGUUCGCGAAUAUGCCGGCGUGGCAUCGAGGGUCUCGCAAGAAUGGCGCCCCGGGUCGAGCCGGGCUCGCGCGCAUCAUUUGGUCGAAAGCUUGAGGAGUCGACCCCAACUAUCCAAGCUGACCAGCAAGAAGGAAGAAGAGAUCUCUAGCACGACCAGGAAAAUCCCCGCGUCCUCAAAUUCUGCGAAGAAUCUACGGAAGCUGGCCAGUCCUGGAAGUGUCGCACCCAUGGCCAGAGAGCAGCAACCCGCUCCGUCUAAACCAGCAUUGUCUGCAAAGCUUCAUCCAGCCCAUGGAAGACUCAUCAGGGAAUAUCCUUUUCAGCCCGUCCGGAAUGAAAGAGGUGAAUUCGUUAAUGUCAUACUUGUGAGGUCACCCUUUCGAUCUCGGCACCAGAAGGAGCUGUUUGAUCAGUAUAAGCAGGAGUUGCUCUUCCUCGGCAUCAGUAGCUUCGAGGACUAUCCGCAGCCGCCUCCAAAUCCUUUCUCUGGAAAGUUCCCCAAGGAUGAAUACGUCGGUCUUUUCCCUGGCUUCCUGCACAUGCUUCGCGAGCCAGCAAAGAUCUUCCCCGAGACAGUUAAAUUGGUUUUGAUGUCGCAGUCAGACUUUUCGCUUCCUCCCCCGCAGCCGAAAAUGGCGACAAAAUAUGAUUUUACUUUCUCUGGUUCGGAUCAAGAUGUCCACAACGAUUGUGUUGGCUGGUCGUCUUACGCCAAGAACUGGACCUUUGUCAAAACGGCCUUGGAGGUGAUGUGCGGUGAGCUUGGCAUGACUGGCGUCCUUGUUGCCACAAAGGAUAAGCAGGGUCGUCGUGCAUGUAGCAUUCCGCCGAGCUGCAAGGGCAAGAUUUUGCAGACAAAGUUCUUGGCGCAGAAUGAAUUCUUCGAUUAUGUUAGGCAAAGCAAAUUUCUGUUUGUCCCGCAGGUCCACGAUGCUUCUCCGCGCGUGACGACUCAGGCUUUGGCUCUCGAUGUUCCCUUGCUUAUGAACUGGAACCUCAUUGGCGGCUGGAAGUAUCUCAACGACAAAACCGGCGAGUUUUUUCAUGACAUUGGUGAUUUCCGUGACAGCGUGAAGAGACUUUUGCGGAAGGUCGAAGAAGAUGAAUACUCGCCGCGGAAGUGGGUCACAACAAAUUACGGAGACCAAGUGUCUGGAACAAGGCUCCGACAGUUCGUUGAAGAGAACUUUGCUGACCGAGUCAAGCUGCCAGAGGGCACCCGGCUCCUCUUCCCAUCGGGAGCGUGA
Molecule: messenger RNA, 1407 nt
Organism: Symbiodinium pilosum
Lineage: Eukaryota; Dinophyceae; Suessiales; Symbiodiniaceae
Source: the annotation of a GenBank genome assembly